AAUCUUGUUUUGGAACACAGUCAAGUUUCUUGCUUUCUUGUUUUCAUCGACAUCAACCUUUUCCUUCUUCAAAUCUACCGCACACCCACCUCGUCAUUCAUUCUCAUUUCUCUGUCAGAGUAGCAAUUGUUCUUGGCAGGAAGACAGGAAUUGGAUUACAUUGAUCAGGAAAUGGAUUCUGCAGCCAUGACUAGCGUUUGUGGCAAAUCUGCUCUUUGCUCUACUCCCGGUUUAUUUUUGGGGAGAACGAGCGGUAUUAGGAGCUCACAGUGUAGCUUUAUAGCUGGAAAUAGGAUAAACUUUCCAAGGCAGACAGCUCAAGCACACAGAGUUCGUACUAAUUCUCGCAAGGGUCAUGGUGCUCUUUCUGUGACAUGUCGCGCCGAGAAAAUUCUGGUGGCAAAUAGAGGAGAGAUUGCUGUCCGCGUAAUUCGAACUGCCCAUGAGAUGGGAAUUCCUUGUGUUGCGGUUUAUUCGACCAUUGAUAAAGAUGCCUUACAUGUGAAGCUAGCUGAUGAAUCUGUUUGCAUUGGAGAAGCACCAAGUAAUCAGUCGUAUUUAGUGAUCCCAAAUGUCUUGUCUGCUGCUAUCAGUCGCGGAUGUACAAUGUUGCAUCCUGGAUAUGGUUUCCUUUCUGAGAAUGCAAGUUUUGUUGAGAUGUGCAGAGAACAUGGAAUCAACUUUAUUGGGCCAAAUCCAGACAGUAUAAGAGUCAUGGGUGACAAAGCCACUGCUAGAGAUACAAUGAAGAAUGCUGGUGUUCCAACUGUACCAGGAAGUGACGGACUAUUGCAGAGCACUGAAGAAGGUGUAAGGCUCGCUGAGGAGAUUGGUUACCCAGUGAUGAUUAAGGCAACAGCUGGUGGUGGUGGACGUGGAAUGCGUCUUGCUAAAGAACCUAAUGAGUUCGUAAAAUUAUUGCAGCAAGCUAAGAGUGAGGCAGCAGCUGCAUUUGGAAAUGAUGGCGUUUAUCUGGAGAAGUACAUCGUAAAUCCUAGGCACAUUGAAUUUCAGGUUUUGGCGGACAAGUAUGGUAAUGUUGUACACUUUGGAGAGCGUGAUUGCAGUAUUCAGAGAAGAAACCAGAAGUUGCUGGAGGAAGCACCGUCCCCUGCAUUGACAUCAGAGCUGAGGAAAGCCAUGGGUGAUGCAGCUGUUGCAGCAGCAGCAUCCAUAGGAUACAUUGGUGUUGGUACCAUAGAGUUCCUAUUGGAUGAGAGAGGGUCCUUUUACUUCAUGGAAAUGAACACUCGUAUUCAGGUAGAGCAUCCAGUGACAGAAAUGAUAUCCUCUGUUGAUCUGAUAGAGGAACAGAUCCGUGUCGCUAUGGGAGAAAAGCUCCGAUACCAACAGGAGGAUAUUGUGCUUAGAGGACACUCAAUUGAAUGCCGUAUAAACGCAGAAGAUGCUUUCAAAAACUUCAGACCCGGCCCAGGGAGAAUCACUUCAUAUCUACCAGCUGGAGGUCCAUUUACGCGUAUGGAUAGCCAUGUUUAUCCUGACUAUGUGGUUCCACCUAGCUACGAUUCCCUGCUAGGAAAGCUCAUCGUAUGGGCUCCAACACGUGAGAGGGCUAUUGAGCGCAUGAAAAGAGCACUUAAUGACACCAUUAUCACUGGAGUUCCUACCACAAUAGAAUAUCAUAAACUCAUCCUUGAUAUCGAGGACUUUAAGAACGGGAACGUUGAUACUGCUUUCAUUCCAAAGCAUGAGGAAGAAUUAGCUCCGCCUCAGCAAAUUGUUCCAGCAGCAACCAAGGAGCUGAUCAAUGCCAAUGCUUAAUUAUUCUUCUAUUUAGUUUUAGUUUUCUUCUUUGAUUUUCUUGUUUCAUCAGUGAAUAUAGUGAAAGAACAUUACUCCCAUUGGAUCUUGAAAUUAAUGCAGUUUUGGAUACAACUUUCAUCUCCUUUAGCUUUAGCUUGUUGUAUUUAAAGAUACACAAGACUGAAUGAAGUUAUUCUCUUUUUAUAAA
Messenger RNA from Solanum verrucosum, 1972 nucleotides. RefSeq names its product biotin carboxylase 1, chloroplastic. Lineage: Eukaryota; Viridiplantae; Streptophyta; Magnoliopsida; Solanales; Solanaceae. The record is from RefSeq and is a predicted model, not a curated record. Bases 172 to 1782 code for a protein of 536 amino acids. The transcript has 17 exons. Gene Ontology annotation, molecular function: metal ion binding; ligase activity; ATP binding.